This is a messenger RNA of Cataglyphis hispanica, 1092 nucleotides long. RefSeq names its product 17-beta-hydroxysteroid dehydrogenase 13-like. The coding region runs from base 16 to 939 and encodes 307 amino acids. Gene Ontology annotation, cellular component: lipid droplet. The transcript has 6 exons. Gene Ontology annotation, molecular function: oxidoreductase activity, acting on the CH-OH group of donors, NAD or NADP as acceptor. Lineage: Eukaryota; Metazoa; Arthropoda; Insecta; Hymenoptera; Formicidae. The record is from RefSeq and is a predicted model, not a curated record.
AUUCGAUCACUAGAGAUGUUGCUCAGAAUAUAUUCGCUAUGUAUUUUAACAUUGGAUCUCAUGAUGCUCCUCUGUGGAAUAUGCUACGCUAUCCUGAUUGCAAUCUAUAGAAUGUUUAAACCGCCAUCCUUGAAAAAUCUUAAUUUUGAAGUUGCUAUGAUUGUAGGUGCAGGACGUGGAGUAGGUAGGGAACUCGCUCUACAGUUAUGUCAAUUUGGUGUCACGGUUGCUUGCGUAGAUAUUAAUAUUGAAACUUGUAUUGCUACUGUACAAAGUGCUAGGCAAAUACAUGGAGUAUGUAAGAAUUAUCAGUGUGAUGUACGAGACAAGGAAGCAGUUGUUCGAACAGUAAAUCUCAUUAAGAAAGAAUUAGGAGACAUUACAAUGCUCUUCCAUUGCUGCGGUUUGCCCAGUCCACGUGCAUUAGUACAAGCAUCAUCAGAAGUAAGGGAUAUUAUGGACUUAACAAUCAUUAGUCAUUUUUGGUUGUUGGAUUCAGUUUUGCCAUGUAUGCGACAUGCUGGUAAGGGUCACAUCACAAUCUUGUCUUCUGUCGCCGGUCUUUCUAAUGGAUCAAGUAAUCGUAAAACCAGAGUUCCCUUAUCUACUGCUCAAUUUGCACUACAAGGAUUAGCUGAGUCUUUACACAUGGAACUGAGACAUUCAAAUAGUAAUAUCAUUGUUUCAUUAGUUCAUGUAUAUUCAUUUAUUGUUGGGACAGAAGCUGCGAAAGAUAUACGUUUUAGAAUACCAAGUUACUUUGGUACAAUGUCUGCCACGGAAGCAGCUAAACAAAUUUUAGAUGGUGUUCGCCGAAAUUACGCAGAAUUUAGUGUACCAGGAUAUCUGUUUUAUCUCGGACAUAUCCUUAGGAUUCUUCCAAAAAAGGCAUCCUUAAUGUUGCGAGAUUUGUUAGACACUGGAGUUGAUUUUGCAUGAUGUUAUAUACAAGUAAUAUUUUGUUAUAUUUUUUUUUUAAUAUGAUUGCGAUAUUUUGUUAUGUGCAAAUACACAUACCUUGAUACUUAAUGUGCAUGAAACUCAAAACUGCUAUUUUUGAGUAUGUAUAAUGGUUUUAUAUUUACUUAUUUC